Molecule: messenger RNA, 2666 nt
Organism: Trifolium pratense (red clover)
Lineage: Eukaryota; Viridiplantae; Streptophyta; Magnoliopsida; Fabales; Fabaceae
Product: BTB/POZ domain-containing protein SR1IP1-like
Exons: 5
Coding region: 587-2512 (641 amino acids)
Molecular function (GO): protein binding
Source: RefSeq, a predicted model, not a curated record
AAGGAUUUUAUUUUUUGAUUAUAGGAUAUAAGGAUAGAGACUAGUGAGGGUGUAACUAAAGAAAGAAACUACUUUCCAUGUGGAAACAAACAACAUUAGAAGCCAAUCAACAUACAACAAUCUCAUCCUCUCCACUCAAACUCCCUAAGCACACACCACACACAAUAAACUACAUCUCCAUUCUUAUAUUAUGCCCUUCAUCUUAUUUCAUAAUGUCCAUAAUGCCACUCACAUUCCUUCCUCUACCCUCCAUAUAGUUACUUUCCUUCAUGAUAACAAUACCUUAUUUGGUAAAUUCACAAGGUCCAACAUUUUUUGGAUUAACAUUGUUUAAAAAUUUAUUUGAUUUGAGGUUCAAAUUCUAAGUACUCUAUCCUCAUUAUUCCCGAAAACAAUAUUCAAUUUAGCUAGCAUUUAAGACUUGAUUAAUGUGUUCUUAUUUGUAAAAAAUAAAAUGAAGAAAAUGUAAAAGAAAUCUUCAAAUAUAAAAGCUCCUUGAGUCCAUACUAUAACUGACUCAUUAAGCUUUUUCUUUUCUUUUUGUUGCUUCAUUUAUAGUGAGCUAAAAAAAAAUUCUGUCCUUGCCAUGGUGGAUCGUGGUCAAGUGAAAACUACAACUUCUGCUAGUGACUUGUCUUUGAAGAAGCAAGAGCUUCUUUCUAGUGCCAUGAAAAGAACAAGUGAUUGGAUUUUUUCUCAAGAGAUUCCUAGUGAUGUCAAUAUCCAAAUUGGAGAAUCUUCCUUUACUUUACAUAAGUUUCCAUUAGUCUCCAAGUGUGGAUACAUUAGGAAACUCGUUUCAGAAUCUAAUGAUGCCGAUGUGUGCUUCAUUGACCUCUCCGAUGAUAUUCCUGGUGGAGCAGAAGCAUUUGAACUAGCAGCGAAAUUCUGCUACGGGAUAAACUUUGAGAUAAAUGUUGAAAACAUCGCUAUGCUACGUUGUGUGGCCGAAUUUCUUGAGAUGACUGAGGAUUAUGCAGUUGGAAACUUGGUAGGAAGAACUGAUGCAUAUUUGAAUGAUGUAGCAUUAAAAACCAUUGCAGGUUCUGUUUCGAUUUUACAUAUUUCGGAAAGUCUUCUUCCAAUAGCAGAGAAAGCGAAACUGGUGAGCAAAUGCAUUGAUGCAAUUGCUUAUAUUGCUUGUAAGGAAAGUCAAUUGUGUUCAUCUGGAAGAAGUGAUAGUGGUUCUGAGGGAGUGAUGUCGUCUUCUUUAUCGUCUCAACAAAGACCAGUUGUUGAUUGGUGGGCUGAAGAUCUUACUGUUCUUAGAAUCGAUAUUUUCCAAAGAGUUCUUAUAGCAAUGAUGGCUAGAGGGUUUAAACAGUUUGCUAUUGGUCCUAUUCUAAUGCUCUAUGCGCAGAAAUCUCUACGAGGUUUGGAUAUAUUCGGAAAGGGAAGGAAGAAGAUUGAACCAAGACAAGAGCAUGAAAAGAGGGUAAUUUUAGAGACAAUAGUAGGCCUAUUACCAAAAGAAAGGAAUGCAAUGUCAGUAAGCUUUCUAUCUAUGCUGAUUCGAGCAGCAAUAUAUCUCGAUACAACAGUUGCUUGCAGGCUUGAUUUGGAGAAACGAAUGGCAACGCAAUUAGGACAAGCUGUUUUAGAUGAUCUUCUCAUUCCUUCAUAUUCAUUUACCGGCGACACGUUGUUUGAUGUGGAUACAGUUCAGAGGAUCAUGAGUCAUUACUUAGAAUUUCAAAUUGGAAACCAUUUUGUCAUCAAGGGUGAUGAUGAAUACUUUUCUCCUCCACAAAGUGAUGUUGAACGGGUUGGAAAGUUAAUGGAAAACUAUCUUGCUGAAAUAUCUACCGAUCGGAAUUUAUCCGUUGCAAAGUUCAUCAGUUUAGCUGAAUUGAUUCCUGAACAAUCAAAGCCUACAGAAGAUGGGAUGUAUAGAGCCUUAGACAUUUAUUUAAAGGCUCAUCCGAAUUUAAGUGACAUGGAAAGAAAGAAAGUUUGCAGUGUAAUGGACUGUCAAAGAUUAUCACGAGAAGCAUGUGCGCACGCUGCUCAAAAUGACCGGUUACCAGUCCAAAUGGUAGUUCAAGUUCUCUAUUACGAACAGCAAAGACUUCGCGAUGCAAUGAACGGCACUGAAAGUGGUGAAUCUCCUUCUAAUCAAGCCAAACUAAAUGUGUAUUCAGGUGAUAUUCAAUUUAAUCCGGUUUCAAAUGAACUCACAAACUUACGAAGAGAAAAUCAAGACCUCAAAUUAGAGGUAGUGAAGUUGAAAAUGAAACUAAAAGAGAUUGAAAGUUCGACAGUUAAAUCAACGGCUGUAAGUUCGACAGUUAAAUCAACGGCUGUAUCAACGGUUAAUAGUCCUAUUGCAAAUGCUUCACCAUCUCAAUCUUAUUCUGCUGAUAAACCUCCUUUGCCUCGAAGAUCAUUUAUAAGUUCGGUUUCUAAAAAACUUGGGAAGCUUUCUCCUUUUCCACGCGUUGAUGGUAUUGUUGCACCUUUUACUAAAAGUCGCACAAAACCAAGCAAGAAUCGACGCCAUUCCAUAUCCUGAGAUCAUGAAAAUAAAUACAGGAGUACUAUUUUCGUAGUUUUUUGCUUCAUUUGUGUGAUUCUAUGUAAAUUAUGUCCUCAGGAUGUUUAAAGUGAUCAGAACCAUAUUGUAAAGGGUGGUGGUGAAAAAUAAAAUAAUUCUUCAGUUCGAUUAA